This is a messenger RNA of Haliotis rubra (blacklip abalone), 1962 nucleotides long. RefSeq lists its product as uncharacterized. Gene Ontology annotation, molecular function: protein binding. The transcript has 2 exons. The coding region runs from base 121 to 1776 and encodes 551 amino acids. NCBI's taxonomy places the organism in Eukaryota, Metazoa, Mollusca, Gastropoda, Lepetellida, Haliotidae. The record is from RefSeq and is a predicted model, not a curated record.
GAAUGCGUCCUAUGGAACUGUGAGGACUUACUGCUGCUUAGGAUUCAACCGGAGCUGGGAGUCUCGAUAGACGGUGAUGUUCCAUCCAACAAACAGAAGACGGAUCUCUGUAGUUCUUCCAUGGCACAUCCAUCACAAGACCCUGAGGACCCCCCAGUCUGUGCAGGAACUAGACGUCAUCCACCAGUUAAUCUCCAGGAACUACCCACGGAGCUGCUGGAAUCCAUCUUCCUCUAUCUGACACCUGAAACUAUUCUGUCCUGCUCUCGAGCUGCAGUCCGCUUCACUCAAGUCAUCAACUCAGCUAGCUUUUUGGACUUGUAUUGCAAGAACACACUUCAAGCACCAUGGGUCACAUCAGACAUGGUUCUGCAGACAAAGGAGGUGUUCCACAAGGUUCUUCAGAUGUGGUAUUUACAGAACAGUACUCUGUGUCACCCGAAUGUGAUUGUCAAGAGCUGCAACAAGCUUCUUUCUAUAGGACUCCUCAAAUAUGCAAUACGAAUGUGGCUGUUUUCGAAUUUGUCGAUCUCGUAUAACAAGCCCUAUGUUGUUGACCACAAAUCAGUCUUUCAGAUAGUUGACAUAUACGAUGACGACGCUAGGGCUCUAUUCAUCAAGUUAGCAGUGCUCUUUCCAAGGUUCAUUGAAAUGACAUUGUGUAACGUGAGAACUGCAUCAUUUCAUGUAGGAAAUCCCUACAUUUUAGAUUUUAUAAUGUUCAAGGACAAUGUCCUUGAACCGGGUUAUCUUAAUGAUUUUGAUUGUAAAUAUCACUUUGAGAUUGUGGCUAGAUAUCCGACAGAAGAUUGCAGCUGGCACCGUCCAUCUUUAGUCAUCCUUGUGGGUAAGGAUUCUUGGAUAGGUUGGUGCGGUAGUGUUAGUAAGAUCGUAUACAGCUAUAAUGGUACUUGGGGAAGAUGCAAGUUAUCACUGAAUGCAUCAAUCAUUGACACCCAAAAGGCUUUCAGGGACACCUUUACGCGGUUUGUCGAAAUUCCUGAGAAUGUUGACCUGAGUCAUUAUUUGUACGAUUGCUUCAAUUACAAUGUCAGUCAUACUCUGAAUGCAUUACUGGAACCUGUUGCUCUGGAUGUACCACUAUGGGAGAGACAAAGCUCACUAAUGGAGGACCUUGCACGGAAGGUUGAAAAGAAACUUGAGAGUCUGAAACUUCCCAAAGAUAGGGCGAUCUUAUUACAAGACUACUUGGAUUGCUGUUUGCAACAGAAGGGUGUCUCAGGACACAGCACGGAACGAAAACCAUCAAAGACUUGCUACGUGGCUUUAUUACGUUAUCUUCACAGGAUCCUGAAUAACGUAUUCUACCCAGAAUGUAUGUGGUACCUUUCUAAUGUUCAGUGUUGUAGAUACCUGGCUUUGACGAGGAUGGGAGACAGACUGCUCCCCAACAUCAGAAAGACACCUGCUGAUACAGCAGCUGAUGUUAUUGAGGAUUACUGUGAAAGUUUUUCUGUGCAUCACCUUCCCCCCAAGUUGUGGCCGACUCAUCUUCUUAGUCAUGCCAUACUAGCAGCCCCUGUAUGUGCCAAAAUAGUACAAGUUGACGUCAUGUUGUGGACGAAGGGACUUCAUUGCAGGCCAGUCACAGACAAAAUAUUACGCUUUGUUGCUGAGCAAGCGGAGACAUGUGGGCUGAAACCACAACGCAGCCGUCAGCAGAUUCAACGCCAACAACGUCAGCGGCGUCCUCCUCUGGGUGGCCUUAUCAGAUACUGUCACGAUAGCGACAAUGACGUAUAUCGCCGACUAUAAUUAGAACUUGGUAUUUAUUUGUGUGUCGCAGCUAUUGUUGUAGAUGCAUGACGGUGGUCUUUAAGUAACAUCCUGUGAUUUACAUCAUGAGCAUCGAUCUACACAAUAGGUGACCCCUGCGGAUCCGACUUAGAAUUGAUCUUCAGUAACCCAUGCUUGUCGUAAGAGGCGACUUACGGGAUAGGG